This is a messenger RNA of Paramecium pentaurelia, 1126 nucleotides long. Lineage: Eukaryota; Ciliophora; Oligohymenophorea; Peniculida; Parameciidae. The record is from the annotation of a GenBank genome assembly.
AUGAAAUUUGUAAUAGGAUUCUUGAUAUUGAAUGUUCUAGUUGUACCAAUUUAAAUGUAUACUUCUUUAUUUUCAGAUAUUACUGAAUUUUAAAAUAAUGUAUUUCUAUAUCCUCGUUAUGUUCUUACUCUCCUAUUUUAUCAAAUUAGAAAACUUGUUUUGAAUAAGCAAAAAUUUUCUGAUAUUUCAAUUUAAGCAUUUGAACGAUAAAAUAUGAUGUUUAGAUGUAAUGCUUCCUAAGGAAGAUUAAUGGUUUGUUUAAUAUUAUCUAAAGGAGAUGUCAUUCUAAGGGAUGUUCCUUCAUCUAUUUUCAUAGACAACAAAAAUAAUUUAAUAAUCAAAAGAUGUAAAACUUAAAAAAUAUAUAGGAGAAAAUUAAACAUAGAUCACCAAAAUAAAUAUAUGAUUAUUUAGGCGCAAUAGAUAGUCAUAUACACAGAAAUCAUAAAUAGCUAUAACAUAAUUAUUAAACAUUUACUUAGUACAUCAAAUGAUAUUUCUAGAAUAGCCUUCAUAAAUGAGAAUGUCUUUUAUAUACUUAAAGGGAAUAGUUAUAAAUUAUUGUAAUUAAUCUUAAUGUAGUAAAAUAAAUUGUAAUAAACCCUGAAUAUAAUAAAUAAAUAUAUUUAUUAGCAUCUUUGAAUCUUCUCAAAUAGCUCUUUUAUAAGUCUUAGACAAAGGAAGAGAUUUCCCCAAUCAAUCUAUUAGAGAAAUACCACUAAACACCGACUUAAUUUUAGAGACUAACAAUUUAUCUAAACUAUUAAUGAGAAUAUUUAAUUAAACUAAAUAAAAAGAACAAUUUCAAGGAACAAUGCAUCCAAUAGUUUUGAAAAAUAAGUAAGAAGUUCAUGCAAAAGAAUUUCAUAAGAUGGUUAAAAUAAGAUGGGUGAUUCACAAUGAAAAAAACUUAUGGGCACUCUAUGAUAUCUCAACGGAUGAAAAGAUCAUGAAGUCUUAUGAAACAUACACCUAAGACUCUAGCAUUGCCAAAAUUGAAAACAUUUUCCUAGCAGACAGUGGCAUCAAUAUAGGGAAUUCAAAGAUAACUCUUGGAGGAUAAUCAUGUUCACCUGCUCUCUACCAAAAGCAAAACAUGGAUAUACCCAAUAGAACAAUAUUAUGA